AUGACAUCAUCUAGUGAUAAUGAUGAUAGUACAUCAACAGAUUCUGAUGAUGAAUCAGUUUUCUAUGAUGCAAAUAGUACUCCAACAACUCAUGAGAUACUCACAUCUUUUCAACAAGAACCUCGAUGGCGAAUUCCAUCCAAACAAGAUACAUCGACAUUGCCACCUGAACAUUUCUGUGCCAUAUCAUUAACUGAAAACCAAUUACAUGAUAUUCAACGACGUGAUAAACUUCAACGCCUUCGCGGGGUUGAUACUCGACACAAUUCAAGCAUUACUGUGAAGUCAGCAACUGAUUCGUCUUCGAUUUUAUCCUCAACGUCAGUUACAACAGAACACGACGCCAAUAAUGAAGAUGCAUCAUCAUUAUCAUCAUCAUCAACAGUCGAUCCUUCAGUCAAUUACACUGAUAAUGAACCUAACCGCAUCAACAGCAAGAAUUCGACGUCUUCCAUAUCGAAAACAACAGCAAUCAAUUCUUCUGUCAAGUCUGGUGCAGCUAAUUGGACAUCUUAUCCCAUCAGAAUCGCCGCUUCAGCUCGUGGUACAGGUGGAUAUUAUUCAAGUAAAAGGCCUCUAUCGACAACAAGCGAACCUAAUCUAGUCGAUCUGAAUACCAUCGAUCGUAUCACCAGAUACGGAGAAUUACAUCCUAAUGGUCGAAAGUUAAAUGACGAGGAGAUUCUUCAACAACCGAUAGUACGUAAUCUUGACGAUGGUCGAUACAUUCCAUUGAAUGCCACGAAUCCAAUGGAUCUUACUAUUAUGGAGCGUAUUCGCGAAACUGAAAGUAUGGUUGCGUUGCGUCGUAACUCACUGAUAAAUUCUGCGAAUAAUUCAAGAAAAAAGUCAACUGUUAGUCUUCCAGAUAAAACUCAUGAUGACCUUUCGAUGUCAUCCGAAUCGUCCAGUCAGACAGUGGCUCGAUCAAUUCUUGAGCGUCAAUCAUCAGGAUCGUCUUUUAGGCGUACGACAUCUUUUCGUAAACAGUUAACUAAUCUAGUGGUGCGAAACAUUUUACGCAAGAGACAGAGUAAAAUCGGGAAUCACGAUGAUGACGAGGAUGAUACCGAACGCGCGUUGAUUAAUGAUGGUUCAAACGGAGAUUUGAAGUACAAAGCAUCGCGCUAUCUAAAAGAACAGACACAAUUUGAUAAAACACAGCUACUUCAAACCAUCGUCAAUGCCCACGAUGGACCGAUAUGGUGUAUGAGAUUCUCUCCCGAUGGUAAUCUUCUCGCCACAUGUGGACAAGAUACACUAUUAAAAGUUUGGAUACUAAAACUAGCUCAACCACAUUUUAGUGAGUUUUCUCAAUUAACAUCGAAUGCGUCUCAGCAACAGAAUGAGAUCUUAACUAAUCGACUCCACGAGUUUCAUCGAACGAUCUCAAUCGACACGGUGACAUCUACAAUAAAUACGAAACUUGGUUUGAAUGAAUUACAAGCACCACUCUAUACGAAACCAUUUUGUGAAUUUAGUGGUCAUCAAGCACCCGUUCUUGAUGUUGCCUGGUCAAAAUCUUUAUUUCUUCUCUCGUCUUCCAUGGAUAAGACUGUUCGUCUAUGGCAUUUAAGUCGAUCGGAAUGUUUAUGUUACUUUCGACAUGUAGAUUUUGUUUCGGCCAUUGCAUUUCACCCACGUGACGAUCGAUUUUUCGUCUCGGCGAGUCUAGAUGGACAUGUGCGUUUAUGGAAUAUUCCUGAUAAACGUGUUGUUUAUUGGUCUUUAAUUCCUGCUCAAGCUUCAUCACAAAUUCCGGCUGCUCAUGCAAACUUAAUUACAGCGGUUAACUUUUGUGACGAUGGUCGUAAAGUAACAGUUGGUACAUUCGAUGGCCGGUUUUUAGUCUAUAAUGAUUCCUUACAAUAUGAUACGGUAAUGAAUAUCGGGGAUAAGGAUGGUAGUCGAAGUCAUCGAUCGAGAAAAAAACGAAAGAAACCGUACAAGAUCACUGGGAUCGAAUCAAUGAGUUCUGAUAAUGCCAAGGUAUUGAUCACUUCGAAUGAUUCCCGUAUUCGUUUGUAUAAUAUUCGCUCGAAAGAAAUUGAACGUAAAUAUCGUGGUUAUUCCAAUCAAUCCAGUCAAAUACGAGCAUCCUUCAGUCAUGAUGAUCAAUACAUCAUUAGUGGAAGUGAAGAUAGUUGGUUUUAUAUCUGGAGAACGGAACCGAAUACGAAUGAUAAUAAUACGCCCAUCAAUUCGAGAUUAACACGAAGACAACGACGAUAUUUCCAUCGUGCUUACGAACGUAUUCGAGUUCAUAAUACAAUGGUUACCUCUGCUAUUUUUGCACCGAAUCCUACAGCAAUCAUGAAUUAUGUAUAUUCUCCCAAUGAAUCGUCGCCUUCUCUAUUUCGAUCAACGCCUGCAGCGCAAAGUCCAACUAAUCUUUCGAAUAAUCGUGCUCGAUUGAACUGUCUUCUACAACGUCAUCCAUCCGAUUUCGUUGCCUUGCACUGUCAAGAAGUUGGAGGCAAAGAUUAUGAAAAACAUAUGCAUAUGCUAGAUCAAUUCUUGACAGCUCUACUACAAAUACCCGAGCUAUCAUCGGAAUACACUCGACAUCGCCUAUACUUUGAUUCGGAAUACUCAUCGCAGGAAACAUUCACAGCUCUUGGUAGUGCAUAUUUUAUUCGUCAAAAUCUCUCUGUGCAACAAUGGAAUUUCUCAAACUCAACGUUUCAUCCUGUUGUUAAUUGUCAGAUUUUUGCUGGUAAUGUGCGUAAUGCUCAAACAUUACGCAAAGAAAAAUAUCCUCGAGAAUUCUUUCCUGAAGCGAAAUGGUCGAGGAAGGGCUUCACUCAAACUCGUUGGCUAAUCAAUGGCUUCACAUUCGACUUGCUUAAUGUACACCUAUUCCAUGACGCAUCUAAUCUUUUAGCAGCUGAACAUAGUCCAUCGAUAUAUAGUAAAUGUCGUCGCAAUGCUCUUGAAUAUACUUUACAAAACUUAUCAGUCGAUCCAGAUGGUAAACGUGUCCCCUAUGUUAUAUUUGGUGAUUUUAAUUUCCGACUCGAUGCCCAUCGUUUAGUAGAGCACAUUGCAGACAAACGAAACGAUUUAAUUGAUAAAAUCAAAGGCAAGAAUAGCGAUGAAAUUGCCAAGAUUAUUAUUCGAAAUGAAGAUAAUAAGCCACGAUUGACAAUCGAGAAGAAAGAAUUCAAUCUACACGAAAAUCACGAUUCAUUCUUCAAUACAAAUACAAAAGAGGCGCAUAAGUUUGAUUUUGAAUCCUCGUCAUUCAAUGAUUAUUUGUAUGAAUAUGAAAAGACUUUUCCACCGAGUUAUCCAUAUAGUGAAGAACAUCAUGAAGCCCGGUCAUAUUUACGUGCUCGUUGUCCAGCAUGGUGUGAUCGUAUACUUCUUAGUCAUUCAUUUAAGAACUUCGUUGAUACAAAAGCGAAAAUGCCAUCCUAUGAUAUAAUUGGAUAUGAUGCAUGUGUGGGCGAUCAUAAGCCGGUUUAUUUAUCUCUAACUGUUGGUUUGGUACAAGUCGCAUUGCGAGGUUGCAGUCCCGCCCAUCACUUCUUCUCUAGUUUCAUUUUAAUGGGUGUACGCUUUCAUAUCAUAAAUCAAUCGAGACACGAAAUGCCGAGCAUCGUCAUCGUCUACUGUCUUUUUCUAGGUAAUUAUGAUGAUAUUCGACGAUGGAAUGGUGCACCGACUUAUUCAAAUUUACUACCUGAAACAUAUUCGUCCGAGAGGACAAAGACUAGAUCUGAAGAAAUCGAUUACAAUUCAAAAAAUCUCCCGUCAUCACCAGCAAGCGAGAAGAAUGAUGAACAUCGAACUGUACAUGCUCAUCAUUUAUUCUUUGCUAAUAUAAAACAUACAUUUAUUCGAUUUCUUCGCGAGACGCCGGUGUAA
Molecule: messenger RNA, 3870 nt
Organism: Adineta ricciae
Lineage: Eukaryota; Metazoa; Rotifera; Eurotatoria; Adinetida; Adinetidae
Source: the annotation of a GenBank genome assembly